CUUGCCAAGAGAAAAGAACAAUGAGGAUAUUCAUUGGGUUUCUCAAAUUCAUACUGUUAGCCAUACUAGUGCUUGAGUAUGGGGUCCUUGCUCCUAAUUCAUGGAGAGCUACAAGCACAGUGGUUCAUUGCAUAGAGAGGGAGAGGCAAGCCUUGCUUCAGUUUAAGGAUGGCCUUGGGGCGGAUGACUCAGGCAUUUACGCAUGGUCUUUAUGGGGCAGUCAGAAGCACAAGAGAGAUUGCUGUCAAUGGGAGGGAGUUUAUUGCAGCAACCAAACAGGGCAUGUCUUGAUGCUCCAACUUGCUGGUGAUGAUGAUUCAAACCAAUCGCUUUUGAAAGGUAACAUCAGUGCAUCAUUGAUGGAGUUGCAAUACUUGAUGUAUUUCAACCUUAGUUUCAAUUCUUUUGAAGAUGGCUAUAUCCCUGAAUUCUUUGGCUCUCUAAGAAACCUAAAGUACCUUGAUCUUCAAAGAUGUAACUUAAAAAAGGGAAAUAUUCCAAGUCAACUAGAGAAUCUCUCACAAUUGCUGUAUCUUGAUCUCUCGAAAAAUUAUUUUUUUAGAGGAGAAAUACCUUAUCAACUUGGGAAUCUCUCACGAUUGCAACACCUUGAUCUCUCAACCAAUCAACUUGAAGGAGUAAUACCUUAUCAACUUGGGAAUCUCUCACAAUUGCAACACCUUGAUCUCUCAUCUAACAGACUUGAAGGAGAAGUACCUUAUCAACUUGGGAAUCUCUCACAAUUGCAACAUCUUGAUCUCUCAUCUAAUGAACUUGAAGGAGUCGUGCCUUAUCAAUUGGGAAAUCUUUCAAGAUUGCAAUAUCUUGAUCUCUCAUAUAACAACCUUGGAGGAGUAAUACGUUUUCAACUUGGGAACCUUUCAAACUUGCAAAAGCUUUUCCUUGGUUCAAAUGAUGGUGCUAUCAAAAUUGACGAAAAGAAUGGUGGUGGAGGUUAACUAUGGGAACUUCAUGCACGGGCUGAUGAAGGAGAAUAUCAAGCUUAACAGGAAGGUUUUGUCAGAGAUUUCCAUGCAUGAGCCUUAUAGCUUCAAGGCUUUGGUAGACAUUUCUCGAACUGCUUUUCCUGGAAACAAAAAUGUGGUCAUUCCUCCGAGAAAGGUGGCCUUCUAAAGCAUUUGCCAUUUAAGCAUCAAAUUAAGUAGUUUGUAACAGUAAAAUGGUUGAGUAUCUUCAUGAAUUUUUCCCCUUGUGCUCAAUUAAUUAAUGACUAUCUGCA
This is a messenger RNA of Prosopis cineraria, 1240 nucleotides long. Its product is annotated as receptor-like protein 37. The record is from RefSeq and is a predicted model, not a curated record. The transcript is spliced from 2 exons. The coding region runs from base 21 to 959 and encodes 312 amino acids. NCBI's taxonomy places the organism in Eukaryota, Viridiplantae, Streptophyta, Magnoliopsida, Fabales, Fabaceae. Gene Ontology annotation, molecular function: protein binding.